AUGGUUAAAAACGUAUUAACUGGUUACCGAUAUACUACCGACAUGAAGAUACAACAACUAUUAGCCGUAAUUGAAUGGUGGUCGCGGAGCACAAUCACCAUAUAUUUCCCGGACGACCAGAGUAGGCACGGGUGGGGUCGGGAGUCAGCCAUACUGUUAUCCAAUCAUCGGUACGAAAUUGACUCCUUAGCCCUACUACAGGCCGCGUACGCCAUAGAGUGCCCACAUGUCAAGUACUUUAUCAAACGCGAGUUCCGAUUCGUGCCAGUGAUAGGGUGGACACUUGCGUUCGGCGAAUCUAUAUUCCUGGACCGGGACUGGCGGCGGGACUCGCGUACCAUUGGACCCGCGUUGGGCCAACUCUGGCAACACAGGCGCCCAGUUAUGGUAGCGUUAACAGCGGAGGGCACACGAUAUACACCAGAUAAAUACAAGGCUAGUCAGAGGUGGGCCCAGGAAAAGAACCUCCCGGUGCGCUAUAAGCAUCAUUUGAUUCCCCGGGUAAAGGGCUUUGUGCUUAUGGUCAGACGUGACUUUGAGGAUCCAAACGCAGCCGUGUAUAACAUCAAGUUUGCAUUCGAUGAGACUAAAGUGACGCCCAGUUUGUUAAACUAUAUACAGGGUGUUCCCCAACACUGUUCGCUAUACGUUAAGCGAAUACCAAUCGAUUCCAUACCUAGCGAUAAUGAUCAACACGUCGAGCAGUUUAUGUACGGACUUUUCACUGUAAAGGACAAAUUAAUGGAUCACUAUAUCCGACAUAAAACAUUCCCGGGCACACCUGUACACUAUCAGCCCUGUCAUACGGCCCUAUUUCAUUAA
Messenger RNA from Medioppia subpectinata, 822 nucleotides. NCBI's taxonomy places the organism in Eukaryota, Metazoa, Arthropoda, Arachnida, Sarcoptiformes, Oppiidae. The record is from the annotation of a GenBank genome assembly.